AUGCCUAGCUUUGCCGAGAUCUACGCCGCGUGCUUGUACACGGGAGGGGAAGGCUAUCCACUUUGGAAUCCAUCUCCGCUUCGUCUUGGUGACGUUGGCUACGUUCGCGACGGCUCGUUCAUCGUCCUCUACAACGCCAUCGAUGGUCCUGGACGCCUGUCGGAUGCGGCCAGCAUCCCUCUGGCCCGUCGAUCCGAUCGUUCCGUCUCUCGUGAGCGUGUUCGGCGCGAUUCAGCAGGCUCAGCGUCGGCAAGCAUGGACAUCGAUGAUCCAGUCAGAGUCAUCAUGGACUCAGCCGAGUCGUCGCGCAGGUCUUCGCGGGCAUCAUCCAGCACGAGCCCGCCCUUGGCGUCCGUAGCCAUGUCGAGGUCUGCUGCUUCCGACUCAAUACUUCCCUCUGCAGCAAAGAAAGGCUCUCCCACCCUUUCGCAUAGGAAACUUAGGUCUGGUACGCCGCCAGAGGGCCCUUUCCCUCCCAUGCCACUGUCGGUCGACCAGGAGGCGCCUAAGCUGUUUGACAUGGGCCCACGCAUGUCAUCCAACUAUCACUGUCUCGGUCUGGCAGGAGGCACUUCCAUUGCCGGCUCUCCCGUCAGCGUCAAGAUCGGCUUCGAAAGCUCUGGCGGCGACGGUGCCAUUCUUAUCCCUCGCGAUCCCACCGAGCGCACUCGACUCAAGUAUCUGGGCGUGCUCAAGGCGUACAUCAAGGCACACCACAAGUGGAUGUACGAGACGUACGGCCGGAUCGAGGCCAUCGGUAUCGACGAUCUGGCCUUCAUCUACGGACAGGAUCGUACCUCGGACUGGGCCGUAGCCGUAUCGCGCGAUGCAACCCGCGGUGCCAAGGUCGAGUUUGAAAUAUUUGGCAGUGCCUCUGCAGGUUUCUGGGGCAACUGGUCGCAUACACUGAGUGCCUGCCAACGAGGACCACAUCGUUCGCCAGGAGCUCACAACGAUCACAAUGCCAGUCAAGUCGAGGCUCCUAUCGAACGUCGACGAGAAAGCGAGAACAUCCAUUGGGGCGUCAAUAUCGAGGGGGGCGUCAUCAACCCGUCGUUCUCCUUUUCGGCUUCGUCGUCUACCAGGGAUCGUGACGACGACGAACACACUCGAGGGCGACGACGUCGAGCUGCACUCGGUCGAGUCCCGAGCGUCAGGUGGACACCAGAAGCGCAUGCGGCUCCGGAUCAGACCAUUUCAAUCCGCCGAGUGACAGCGUGUACCACGCCAGGUCUUGGGUUCCUGCCAGCGAGGCCCAAGGCAGCAGCUGAGCCUCGUGAUCCUGACAUGGAUCGGCGUCAAGAUGGCAAGGCUGAUGCAGUGGCUCGACACGACAGCACCGGCCAUGACGGUCACGACCAGGACGCGGUCAAGAGCAAGUCGUGGUGCGACGAUCCUCUGGAAGCGUUGCACGAAUGGAUUCACCAUCGCGAUGCUGCAGCGAAGAUCAAGGUCUCGAUCGCUUCGGACGACGACUGCCUGCAACUGCUUUCGCUUCUUGGUAAAGAGCAGGUAAAUGCAUUUGGGCUCCAGAGAGCAGUGCGUCUGGCGGCUGAUCGCUUUGCUACCAUCACAGUAGAUGGAGACGGCUUUGCUACUGUGUCGGUUAGUGAUUCUUUCACUCCAGCCCCAAGGUUGGCGUCUGUCCCACAAACGGCGCCUGCUCGUUGCUUGCUGGCUGACAAGGAGAACACGGGCGAGGACAUGUUUGCGGUUGCGAGACGCGCUGUCGCAAAGGCGCACCAUCAAGCUCCUGGUGGCUCGAAGCCGCGUGCGAUGCUCAGCGCCUCGUCUCGGUUCAACUCGAUGCUUCCAUGCCGACCCAUGAGCGGCGGCCUUGGAUCUGCGUCGGCAUCGCUGAUCUUGCCUUGA
Messenger RNA from Sporisorium graminicola, 1872 nucleotides. RefSeq lists its product as uncharacterized. Lineage: Eukaryota; Fungi; Basidiomycota; Ustilaginomycetes; Ustilaginales; Ustilaginaceae. The record is from RefSeq and is a predicted model, not a curated record. The transcript has a single exon. Bases 1 to 1872 code for a protein of 623 amino acids.